This is a messenger RNA of Eriocheir sinensis (Chinese mitten crab), 1327 nucleotides long. RefSeq lists its product as uncharacterized. Lineage: Eukaryota; Metazoa; Arthropoda; Malacostraca; Decapoda; Varunidae. The transcript has 2 exons. The coding region runs from base 72 to 1130 and encodes 352 amino acids. The record is from RefSeq and is a predicted model, not a curated record.
AGUAGUAGUAAAGGAAUAGUAGUAGUAGUAAGGGAGUGAAAUCUCAUGCUUUGGGGGAGGAGGAGUGGGAUAUGCUAGCACUUCCCCCAAGACUGGGUGGGAUGGGGAUCACCAACCCUGAGAAGCUGGCUGAUAAGGAUAACCAAAACUCCAUCAGCCUUACCAGGUCACUCAUCAACAGGACCAUCGCUCAGGAGGCAGAGGGCGAGAUAGACCAAACAGAAAAAAGAGAUAUUAAAAGAAAAAUCUCAGAAGAAAGGCAACAGGCCCAAAAAGACGAGCUGGACCGUCUUACACACCACCUGUCCACAGAAAUGGGUAGAAAAAUACACACAGCACAGGAGGCAGGCGCCUCUAACUGGCUAACGUCAUUACCAAUCAGAGCAAAGAGCUUCAGCUUCAACAAACAAGAAUUUGUCGACGCCAUUGCUCUGAGAUAUGGCUGGCCGAUUGAGGGACUGCCUGAUUUCUGUGCAUGUGGAUCAGCAAAUGAUGUCACCCACACCAUGACAUGUAAAAAAGGAGGCUUCGUCUGUAUUCGACACGAUGAAGUGAGGGAUCUGACAGCCAGCAUGCUCGGGGAGGUAUGCCAAGACGUCACUACCGAGCCGGCACUGCUUCCCCUGGACGGCGAACACCUUCGAUACAGGACGGCCAAUACCUCACAGGAGGCACGGGUUGAUGUAAGUGCCCGCGGAUUCUGGGUGCGCGGACAGCGGGCGUUCAUGGACAUCCGCAUAUUCGACCCGAUAGCUGCCUGUCACCGUGAGCUGCCCCUGCAAGCCGCCCACCACAGGAACGAGCAGGAGAAGACAAGGGCGUACGGUGAAAGAAUCCAACAUGUGGAUCAGGGCAGCUUCACCCCCCUCGUCUUCACCACAUCCGGCGGGAUGGGUCCCACGGCCCAAUGCUUCUACGCACGCCUCGCGGAACUAAUCUCAGAAAAGAAGCAACAGCCAAGGAGCCACGUUGUCGCCUGGAUGAGGUGUCGCCUCUCGUUCUCCCUGCUCAGGUCGGCCAUCCUAUGUCUCAGGGGCACCAGACACUCUGGCCCAAAAGCCACCACCAUCUCCAAUAUGGACUAUGAAGCCACAGUGGUGGAGAGUGACAUUAGGGUGGGUCGGGAGUGACUUGAGUAGGGAAGGAAAGGGGGAUCUAGACGUAAUAGAUGAUAGGUGAUUUAGUGUCAGGUAGCAUUAGUGAUAUGGUUGGAUGCCACAGUCAUUAGCGAACAGAGUUGGGGCUAAUGACCUCCAAGCUAUGGAGCCCUCCAUGAUUAUGUGUCGGGAAAUUAAACAUGGGUGGAGGUAUCAUUUAUGUAGUAGUA